Platichthys flesus (European flounder) is the source of this 1571-nucleotide messenger RNA. RefSeq names its product CBY1-interacting BAR domain-containing protein 2-like. The record is from RefSeq and is a predicted model, not a curated record. Lineage: Eukaryota; Metazoa; Chordata; Actinopteri; Pleuronectiformes; Pleuronectidae. Gene Ontology annotation, biological process: cilium assembly. Gene Ontology annotation, cellular component: ciliary basal body; ciliary transition zone. The transcript has 9 exons. Bases 78 to 1118 code for a protein of 346 amino acids.
UGUUACCUGGUGCAGGUGAAAACCAGCUAAGGCAAACAACAGGGCAGAGGAGACGCAGAGAUUACAACAGAACAAAUAUGACCAGCCUCUUCUCCAGCCGGGACAUCCAGGUGAAGAGCAUGGAGCAGACAGUGAAACAUGCUGAGAAGUACCUGGGUGAGAUCUGCCACCUGCUGGGCUCCUAUACCAGGAAGACAGCUAAGCUCAGAGACAAGGCCGACCUGCUGGUGGCUCAGCUCUUUGACUUCUCCAGCACAGAGGGCCCAGAGCUCCAGAUCGGCCUGAAAAACCUGGCAGAAGAUUUAGCCAUGGUCCAGGACUAUAGGCAUGCUCAGGUGGAGAGACUAGAGACAAGAGUUGUUGCUCCUCUGAAAGCUUAUGGAGACAUAGUGAAAAAUAAAAGGACUGAUCUGAAGAAGUUCAACACUGAUCUGAACAGAGAGCUGAAGGAGCUGCAGAAGCUGGAGAAAGUCAGGCUGAGGAACCCAGCAGAUCGACAGAGCAUUUCCCAGGCUGAAGUAAAUGCUCAGAAGGCUUCAAACAAUGCUCAGCACAGCAUCAGACAAGUAGAGGCGACCAUCACAGACUUCCAGAGACAGAAACUGGAGGAUAUCAAAAAGAUUUUCACAGACUUCAUCACGGUGGAGAUGCUCUUCCAUGCUAAAGCACUGGAGGUCUAUACACAUACCAACCAGAACCUGAAGGCCAUGAAUGUUCAAAAGGAUCUAGAGCUGUUUAGUGGACGGCUCAUGAUGUCUGAUUCUCUUGCUGGGCACCUGGAUACCCCUCUGAGCAGCCACUCUUCUCCCCUCAUGAGCCGCUACCCAAGUCCUCCUGUAACCUUCCCCAAAGGCCAAAGCCUCAGGCCAAUGCAGGCUCUCACUAUAGGCCUAAACAGCAGGCAACCACUCAGUCAGUUCCCAGAAAAAGCCAGGAGGUCUCGUAGUACCUUACAACGUCAAAGAGGCAUGGAGGAAGCAGAACUUGAGGAGGAUGAGGAAGAAGAAGACGAGGAAGAAGAGGAUGAGAUUUAUGAAUCAGAAAUCGAGGAGGCUCAAAACACCAGCAGACAGUCUUAUGCUGCUCAAUAUGCCCAAAUGCACAGAUGGCAAAAGUAAAAGCCUGUGCAAGGACACACACACACAUCACACAAUCAAAUGUGCUUUUUCUGGACAGAUGAAAACAUUUUAGUUGUUAGUUAGUUUCCUCCACACUUGAAUACGUGCGUCAGCACUUAUUGCUGGAGCCUUUACAAUAUGAAUGUGUUUAACCUAAAUAUGUACACCUAAAUUCACAGAUAUGUGUUUACUUAAUUUACAUAGUAAUAGCAUUGCUAUAAUCUAUUAAUUUGUAGUCCCUGCUGCUCAGUUUAGCAAAACAAAGUUCCAAAAACAUCUUCAUCUGAUGAAUGAUUCUUGCACAUAAUUAAUUUGAGAUAAAAAAUAAAUGACUUCAACAGAUGCAUUCAACAAUAUGAAAUGUAGCUAAAUGUAAUGUCAUUAGGAAAUAGCAGCUAAAGGGACAUGAACAAGUUAAGACAAGUUAUAGGAUUAAACUUUCAGACAAAAUUG